UUUAUUUUUGUGGCGGGAAACGAGCCGAAGUUUGACGACGCUAACUCGGUUAGCUUUGCUCCAUUUAGUUUGUGUUGUAACCAGUUUUAUUUAGCUUCACUCCGAACGUAGCGUUAAAGCUACAAGCCAGGAGAGAGGUCCGUUUGAGUUAAAAAGUUAACUUAAACUAAGUUGUGUCCGUCUGUUAAUCACAUUUGUCAAACAGUUAAGUUAGUUAGCUAGACCUAUUAGCAGCAACCGCUAAGCUAACAGCUAGCUCGGUAGCAUUAGGCUCUAUCAGCAGAAUCCAGUUUGUGUUGUCUGAUCGGAUAAGCUCCCUUAACGCUCACUUAACCAGUUCAGAAGAAUGGCAGCAGUGAGGAAACAAAUGAAGAAAAAACACCCGGAAGAAAAGUCAGAGAAAAAAGCGUUUGAGUUUAUUCAAGAGGAUGAAAAGAAAGAGCAGAGCGGCUCAGAUGACAGUGUCAGAGACGAUGAAACUCCAAUAACGGACAAGCAGGGCAAGAAGAGACCCGCAGCGGACUUUGAUGAGGAGGGGGUGACCCAUGCUGUGGGAAAUGAGGUACAGUCCAUGCUGGAGAGAUUCGGAGGUAAGCAGCUUUUUGCAGCUGAUAUCAGCAAAGUCAUGCAGGCCAAGAAGAAGCGUCUGGAGUGCUUGACGAAGAACUACAUGAAGGGAAGCCAACACAAGCUGGAGCAGCUGUGGAACGUCUACCACGCUCAGAGGCAGAAGAUAACUAGCCAGUACUCCCAGCAGGUGUCCUCAGCGCUGCAGCAGUGGGAGACUGAAGCCCAGCGAGCUGAGGAGCAGGAAGAGAAGCUCAACAAUCUGUUCAGACAACAGCAGAAGAUCCUGCAGCAGGCCCGAGUGGUUCAGAACCAGAAGCUGAAGACUGUCAGAGAGCUGUACGAGCAGUUUGUGAAGAACAUGGAGGACAUGGAGAAGAGCCACGACUCUUUCCUGCAGGGGGCGCAGCAAGAGCUGAGGAAGGAGAUGGCCACACUGCAGAAGAAGAUCCUCAUGGACACACAACAGCAGGAGAUGGCCACAGUCCGUAAAUCGCUGCAGUCCAUGCUGUUCUAGCCUGCCGUUACCACGGCUACAGAGCUACUUCCUACUGUAACGAAUGUCACUGCCCGAUGUGAGUCGAGCGUGCUCAGAUUUAAACGGUUUACGGCGUAACGUGUCUUACUGACAUUUGUGAAAUCCAUAAAAUAAUAAACUUUUCUCUUUACAUACAAUAACAGAAGAGGGAAAUCAUUUCAAAAACG
Messenger RNA from Perca flavescens (yellow perch), 1272 nucleotides. RefSeq names its product synaptonemal complex protein 3 (gene sycp3). Gene Ontology annotation, biological process: spermatid development; meiotic cell cycle. The record is from RefSeq and is a predicted model, not a curated record. Lineage: Eukaryota; Metazoa; Chordata; Actinopteri; Perciformes; Percidae. Gene Ontology annotation, cellular component: synaptonemal complex. The transcript is spliced from 8 exons. Bases 347 to 1084 code for a protein of 245 amino acids.